Camponotus floridanus (Florida carpenter ant) is the source of this 903-nucleotide messenger RNA. Its product is annotated as protein ALP1-like. Lineage: Eukaryota; Metazoa; Arthropoda; Insecta; Hymenoptera; Formicidae. The record is from RefSeq and is a predicted model, not a curated record. The transcript has 3 exons. Bases 1 to 903 code for a protein of 300 amino acids.
AUGUUGCUGGAAUAUUUGUUACUAAAGAGAAGAAUGUUGAAACGUCGUCGGUGGUGGGUUCGGCCAGUAAAUCGGAUGAGAGAUGCCCAAGGUUUUUACUUCAAUCUUUUCAAGGAAUUGGUUGAAACUGAUCAUGAAGAAUUUUUUGGAUUAUUCCGGAUGUCGCCUAAUCAGUUUCAUAUCUUGGUUGAACUCCUUCAUCCUCAUCUUAAAAAACGAAGUAUUCGGACACCACUACCAACAGACCUUCGUGUUUCUGUUACAUUGUUAUACUUGGCUCAAGGAGAUACAACCAGAUUGAAACAUGCUGAAUUUAGAAUUGGGACAUCAACAGUAUAUAAAAUCAUACACGAAACUUGCACAGCAAUUUGGGAUGUACUUCAGCCUCUUGUUCUAAAAACUCCCAGCAAAGAAGACUGGAAGACCAUUAGUGAUGGUUUUAUGACAUGGCAGUUUCCCAAUUGUGUAGGAGCCAUCGAUGGCAGACAUAUGAGGAUUCAAGCACCUGUGAAUUCAGGCUCGAAUUAUUAUAAUUAUAAACAAUUUUUCAGUAUGGUUAUGAUGGCAACGUGUGAUGCAAAGUACAAGUUUACAUGGGUGGAUGUUGGGCAAUUUGGUUCCAUAAGUGAUGGUGGGGUAUGGGCCAACACUAAAUUUGCAAACGAUUUGUCAUCUGGAAAUGUGUCUUUGCCUGAUCCCAGUCCACUUCCAGGAGAAGAGAUACCCUUCCCUUAUAUGUUUGUGGGAGAUGAAGCUUUCCCACUCACGAAUUAUAUAAUGCGACCGUACUCAAGAAAAACAUUGACAGACGAAAAUAGAAUUUUUAAUUACCGUUUGUCACGAGCACGGCGAGUAAUAGAGAACAUCUUUGGAAUUUUAACAGCACGAUGGAAGAUCUUAUAA